Messenger RNA from Meloidogyne enterolobii, 389 nucleotides. NCBI's taxonomy places the organism in Eukaryota, Metazoa, Nematoda, Chromadorea, Rhabditida, Meloidogynidae. The record is from the annotation of a GenBank genome assembly.
UUAUUGAUAUGCUUCAUUAUUAUUUACAAUUACUGUCCAUUUUACUCUUUAUUUGCUCUCCAAUGACUAAAGGAGAUAGUUCUGGGGGUGAUGGAGGCAAUGUUGGAAUGCCCGGUGGAAGAGUGCCACAAGACGUUAACAAGGAGGAUAUUAAGCAAUUGGCUACCAAAGGCUUAACAAAAAUAAAUCAACAAUCCAAUUCUGCCCAUCAUUUUGGAUUGGCAGAAAUUAUUAAAGCAGAAAGUCAAGUAGUUUCUGGUGUUUUAUAUAUUCUUACUUUACGUGUUGGAAAAACUGAUUGUCUUAAAACUAUUUAUACAAUUAAAAUUUGGCAGCAGCCAUGGAAAAAUUCUGAAGAAGUAACAAUUACUGAAGGCGAAGAACAAUAA